Molecule: messenger RNA, 987 nt
Organism: Fusarium venenatum
Lineage: Eukaryota; Fungi; Ascomycota; Sordariomycetes; Hypocreales; Nectriaceae
Source: RefSeq, a predicted model, not a curated record
AUGGAGCAGGAUUGCCAUUUGCCCGUCCUCGAUCGACGAAGGGAAAUCAAUAUCACCUGCGCAGUCAUGAUGGCUUUGGCGAUAGCCUUUUUCGGCAUGAGAGUUACAUCCAAGAUUAUUGGAUUCGUCCCGUACGGACACGACGACAGUUUAAUUAUCGCCGCACUUCCAUUUCUCAGCACGUUCGGCGCUAUAUGUUUCUUGACAGUAGCAUCAAAAGGGAUAGGUUUGAAUAUAUGGCACGUUAGCGAUGAGGACAUUUUCGUCUUGGCCGCCGAGUACAUGUAUGCGAUAUCGUUGACUUUCACCAAACUAUCAAUCCUGGCCUUCUUUCUACGAGUCUUCCCCGACCAAAAGUUCCGGUGGAUGGUUCACGGAACCGUGGUCUUUAUCCUACUCAUGUCUGCCAUUUAUCUUGUACUAUUUAUACUACAAAGAGUACCCAUGUGGACAUUUUGGGAGGGGUGGAAAGAGAAGGAUCCCGACGGCGUACUCUUGAACUCGAACGCAAUCGGAACAAGCCACGGCGUACUAAACGUUGCAUUAGAUGUAUGGAUGAUCAUCCUCCCCAUGUCCCAAUUGUGGAAGAUAGGAAUCAAACCCAAGAAGAAACUCGGAAUCAUGUCCAUGUUUGGUGUGGGCGCUUUCCUCACAAUCGUCAGCACAGUACGUAUUCCAUACGUCACAAAGUUUGCAAAGACAUUCAACGUUACAGCCGACACUGUCGAUACCAUCAUCUGGUCUAUGGUAGAAGCCAGCGUGGGCAUGAUGGUAGCUUGUAUGCCCGGCACACGUCAAUUUGCGAGGGACAUGGCACGGCGAUGGAAACGGAACAGGCCCAGCGACGAGAGCAAUAAGGGAAACAUUUUUAUUGACCGGUCGCUGGCGACGAUCGUUAUGACAAGGCAACAAAGCACAAUAGCAACCGAUAACUCCUUUUCGAGCAACUUCGUGAAGCCUGAUCUGAGGGUGGGGACGGAUAGGUAA